GCUGUUUCACUGGCAGUGACUGAGAGUUCGUCUAUGCGUUGGUUGCAGUCAUACAGCCAUAGAGUGUAUGAAGAGAUAGACUGUAUUUCAUAGCAAUAGUAGUAAUCAGUGACUGAAGACUGUGUCAAAUAUGGCCGAACCGACCGAUUCUUCUCUGGCCUUCUUCUCAAAGGCCACUCCUCAGCAGUGGUCCUAUUGUCGCACUCUUUACGAGGAAGUGAUCCGACUUAAGGCGAUGGAGAGGCGGUCCAAGAAGACGGGGCCCGAAGAGCUCAUCAAACUUGACAAUUGGACAGUGGUGUCCGCGAUGAUGCUCUUUGUGGGAACAGUAGACAGUCGGCACUCUGCCGGUGCUCUACCGGUACUCUACUAUCUGUUGGUCUCCUCGCAAACCCCAUUGAAAGGGAGAACAGCUGUCGACCGAUCCAUUGCCUCCAUGUAUCAGGAUCAGUUGCCUAAACUAAUUCAUUCGCGUAAAGAUCCACAUAUUAUUCAUGAAGAAUUGGUUCAAAUAACUAAAUGGAAAUUAAUGAGGGGCAAAUAUCGGCCCAGACUUCUAGAUUUGGUGCGAAUAAACACCGAAACGGCAGUAUUAACCACAAGUAAAAAGGCGUUCAGAAAACUGUAUCAUCAAAAAAAUCUACAACAAGCUAUCAAUGCUUUGGUUACACUUAAGGGUAUCGGACCCGCAACUGCUUCCGCUGUACUGUCGGCCGCAUAUCCAGAACACGCGCCAUUCAUGGCUGAAGAGUGCAUGUUAUCGACGCCGGGAGUCGAGGCCACAGACUAUACUCUCGCAGAAUAUAACACUUAUAGCGAACAAAUCAAGACUAUCUGCGAACGACUUAAACAAAGCGACCCUGAGGAGAAAUGGACGCCCAAUGCGGUGGAUAAGGCGCUUUGGUGUCAUUACUUGGCGCGAGAACUCAAACCCGAAUUGAUUGAAGCGAUGCCCGCAGCCGACGGUUCCAAACGGCACGUCAUUAAGAGUACAGAGAAUAAUGAAGACUCGGUCGACACGACAGACAUAACGCCGACAAUACCGACCGCAACGCUGACGGUGUCGAACGGAAACGCCGCUAAUUCUCUGUCGGACGAGAACUCUUCGGGUCCGUCGUCCGAAGUGGAGGACAAGAGCAACGACUCGUCAUUCGUGGCCAACAAGAAUGGAAACGGAAAUAUCGGAAAUCUCAACGGAGAGGACAGUAAGGACUUCGGCUCCGAGUGCGUCGAGAGCGAAGACUCGCGUUUAAUCGCCUCCGAAGAGAACAGCAUUGAUAACGGUUUGGACAGUAGUGUCGAACCGGUGUUCAAGAAGCAGAGAGUCGACGGGUCUGACCAGUUGUCGGCCGUCGCCGUGGCUGUCGGAGAAGACGCCCAGUUAUAG
Messenger RNA from Oppiella nova, 1387 nucleotides. Lineage: Eukaryota; Metazoa; Arthropoda; Arachnida; Sarcoptiformes; Oppiidae. The record is from the annotation of a GenBank genome assembly.